This is a messenger RNA of Perognathus longimembris pacificus (Pacific pocket mouse), 1097 nucleotides long. RefSeq names its product pre-mRNA-splicing factor 38A-like. Lineage: Eukaryota; Metazoa; Chordata; Mammalia; Rodentia; Heteromyidae. The record is from RefSeq and is a predicted model, not a curated record. Gene Ontology annotation, cellular component: precatalytic spliceosome. Bases 38 to 973 code for a protein of 311 amino acids. The transcript has a single exon.
UUUUUUAACUUGGAAGUGGGACUGAAAGCGUUCUGAAAUGGCGAACCGUACUGUGAAGGAUGCUCAUAGCAUCCAUGGCACCAACCCUCAGUAUCUGGUGGAGAAGAUCAUUCGGACGCGAAUCUACGAGUCUAAGUACUGGAAAGAAGAGUGCUUUGGGCUUACAGCUGAACUUGUAGUGGAUAAAGCCAUGGAGUUGAGGUUUGUCGGUGGCGUCUUAGGUGGAAACAUAAAACCAACUCCCUUUCUGUGUUUAACCUUGAAGAUGCUUCAGAUUCAACCUGAGAAGGAUAUCAUUGUUGAAUUUAUUAAAAAUGAAGAUUUCAAGUAUGUUCGUAUGUUGGGGGCACUUUACAUGAGGCUGACGGGCACCGCAAUUGAUUGCUACAAGUAUUUGGAGCCUUUGUACAAUGACUAUCGAAAAAUCAAAAGCCAGAACCGAAAUGGAGAAUUUGAACUAAUGCAUGUAGAUGAGUUCAUUGAUGAACUACUGCACAGUGAGAGAGUCUGUGAUAUUAUUCUUCCUCGGCUACAGAAACGCUAUGUGCUUGAGGAGGCUGAGCAGCUGGAACCUCGAGUGAGUCUUCUAGAAGACAUGGAUGAUGUGCAAUCCAGUGAAGAGGAGGAAGAAGAAGAUGAGAAGCUGGAAAGAGUGCCAUCACCUGAUCACCGUCGGAGAAGUUACCGAGACCUAGACAAGCCCCGGCAUGCUCCUAGACUGUGCUACAGGAGGAGCAGGAGUCAGUCACCCAGAAGGCGGAGUCCAUCACUCAAAAGAAGAAGCCCCUCUCCUUGCCAAGAAAGACAUCGGAGAAAGAGUCCAAGACGUCACCGAAGCAGGUCCCGAGAUCGUAGGCACAGAUCUCGCCCCAAAUCUCCUGGUCAUCACCGUAGUCACAGACAUAGGAGCCACUCAAAGUCUCCAGAAAGGUCCAAGAAGAGCCAUAGGAAGAGCAGGAGGGGGAAUGAGUAAUGGACUCAGUUCGGUUUUAAUCCAAUGGGCUCCUGUGGAUAUGAGUUGAUCUGUGAAAAUGGAAAGAUCAAGAUCUACUCUCCAGGCAGCUAUAAGAAUUUUGGUUUUCUCUUACCAAGUUUUU